AUGCCAAAACGCAAACUCCCCGACGCCCCCACCCCAAACCGCGACCCCCGCAUCGCCCGCCGCGAAGCAACCCUCUACGACGCCCUCGCCGAUCGCGUAACCGGCAACGGCUUCCAGCCCGCAACCCACAAACGCGCCUCAAAGCCCAAACGCUCCCUACCCGUUCACCCCUCUUCUGCCCUCGAUAUGUUAGACGGUGCAAGCCGUGAUCGAGCCACGACAAGGUUUGGAUUGAUCGCAAAAAACAACCAUCCCCUCCCCCCCGACCUCGUAUUACGACACCGAAAAUACGCACCCACCAUCCCCGUCCCAGACGCGCACGCAUCACUCCCCGAUCCGGAUUUGUUGUUUGCGCUUCACCAAUACGCAUCCGAUUUUUACGACCGGACACGGAAUGGCCGGGUUGGGUUGCGUUCGAUGGAUGAGACUGCACUAUUGGCGUUGGGGUGUUUGGUUGAGGAGGAGGUGAGGGGGGUGGUGGGUGCGGGGGCCGGGGUGUUUGUGGAGAGGGGGGUGGGUGACGUUUAUGAGGGUAUUGGGGAGGGUGGGGGUGGGGGUGGGGGUGGGUUGAGGAUUGAGGAUGACGAGGAAGAAGUUGGGGAGGAGGACGGCUGGAAUGAUAGUGGAGAUGGUGAGGAUGGGGCAGAGGAGGAGGGGUGA
Messenger RNA from Saitoella complicata NRRL Y-17804, 660 nucleotides. RefSeq lists its product as uncharacterized. Gene Ontology annotation, biological process: nucleolar large rRNA transcription by RNA polymerase I. The record is from RefSeq and is a predicted model, not a curated record. The transcript has a single exon. NCBI's taxonomy places the organism in Eukaryota, Fungi, Ascomycota, Saitoellomycetes, Saitoellales, Saitoellaceae. Bases 1 to 660 code for a protein of 219 amino acids. Gene Ontology annotation, cellular component: RNA polymerase I upstream activating factor complex. Gene Ontology annotation, molecular function: RNA polymerase I cis-regulatory region sequence-specific DNA binding.